AUGACAUUUAAAGACCAAUUGGACUUUGCAGGUGAAGAAGACUAUGACUUUAAGGCUUUAAAUUAUACACGAAGUUGGAUAAUUACAGGUUUUAUAAUUUUGGCAGUGGCCAUUGCUUUGGCUGCUGCUUCCGUCGCUCUACCAACAUUUGUUAUGAUUGCUCCAUCAGUGUUUGAUGCAUCCAAUGCCAAUGUAAACAAAGCUAGAAGUAUGGGUUAUACACAAGUAUGCUUUACAUCAGAUAACACAUGCCAGCAACGUGAUUCAAGUUAUGUAGAUGAAUAUUCAACUUUAAUGACAAAUCUACGUCUUGCCGAACUGGCUAUGCAUUCAAUAGCAAUAAUUAUCAUGUGUAUUUGUUUUAUCGCUGCCCUUGUAUUGAUAAUUGUUUGGUAUAAACAGAAUAGAGAUAAUAAGUGUUUCAGAAAUUGGCGAUUAAUUAUAGGUAUAUUUCUUAUGUUAGCUGGAUUUUGUCUUCAAAGUUCAAUAAUAAUGUUUCAUGUCGAACAAUUUGAAGAUAAAUACGGUAAAUCAUCUGGAUACCCAUAUGGAUUUAACCAAUGGUCUGAAAAACAACGAACAACAACAUCUAUUGAUUAUGGUUCUGGAUACAUUUUAUUAUGGCUUGCUACCAUUUUCUGUUUCAUAGCAGCUUGGAUAUUUCUAGGCACAUAUUGUUGUUGGACAUUAGAUGAUGUCGACAUAGAUGAUAACCCUAAUCCAACUUUACCAAGAUUUUCAACUGAUACCGGCAAUAUGAGCAAGCGUGGAACUGAAUCAUCAAUUAUGAAUCAAAAUGACUGA
This is a messenger RNA of Schistosoma rodhaini, 804 nucleotides long. The record is from the annotation of a GenBank genome assembly. NCBI's taxonomy places the organism in Eukaryota, Metazoa, Platyhelminthes, Trematoda, Strigeidida, Schistosomatidae.